Haemonchus placei is the source of this 1446-nucleotide messenger RNA. The record is from the annotation of a GenBank genome assembly. NCBI's taxonomy places the organism in Eukaryota, Metazoa, Nematoda, Chromadorea, Rhabditida, Trichostrongylidae.
AUGGCGGAUGACGUUGAAUAUCCUCCCAAUUGCUUGCCCAUACUCUAUACCAAUGGAAUCAGUGAGCUCGUCAAAAGGUUGAAAAUUUUAUCAGAGGCCCUGCAAGCAUCCGAUACAAACGAUGAGUGCGGUCAGCCGGAUCGUUAUCGCACCUUAAUAUGCCAUCUUUCGGACAGCCGCUUCCUUGCCAACAGUAGCAAAGAUGUACAGAUUUGGUUGGCAUGCUGUCUGGCAGAUAUUCUUCGCAUUUUCGCUCCGAAUGUACCACUGGGAGAUCCCACUCAGUUGAAGGUGAGCAACUACGAACUCUCUGGAUCUAUUGUCCACCUCGUUGCUUUUAAGUUGAAACAUGCAUUUGAGAAAUCCGAGAAGCGUCAGAUGAAAGUGCUGCUAUUGAUGAUGACGGAGAAGACAAAAGCGAAAGCCGGGAUAAGGCAAGUGUUUUGCUCCCGUGUGAAUCUGAAUUUCUAUCUAGUAUUUCAGGUUAUUGCUCUUCUAAUAGGGAUCAUCUCAAAGUUGCUGAGAGACGUAGACCAAGUUUCCGCAGAGAUACUAGAUGUGUUAUUUUUUUAUCUUAUUAACCCUCAAAAGGUACUUUCUCAGACCUUUCACUUCUUUGUGAGGUUAUAUUUCCUUUUGCUAAGAGGGCAAAUCUCAUGUGAGUAUCUCAUUUCUAGUCCUAAAACAUUUACCAGUUUGAACCAGAUAACGUUGAAAAGUGAUGGAUCAGCUGCGAUUACAACUGUUUCAAUGAUUGAAGUGAUUAGUCAUUUUUCGUUUUUUUUUUCAGCUGCACUUGGUAGCCUCACUCGUGAUCUUGAUGACUCUGUCCGCCAUACUGCUGUUCUCUGCAUCAUAGAAACCGCGAGAAAGAAACUAGAAGCAGUUAACGAGUCGCUCAUUGUCGCUUGUUGCGAUCGGAUGAAGGACAAAAAGCCGAAGGUCCGUCAGGACGUUAUUACUAAACUCCUGCAUCUUUACUACAAAGUGGUAAUGGGUGAUGAAUAUACCAUGUCGGAGAUUGCAGCUGUUGCGAUCAUCCCGAAGAGAGCUCUAGCCUUGUAUAUGUUAGCUACUAAAAUAGAAUUACCUGGUGCUGUUUACUACUUUUUCAGGCUGAUGAUAGAGCGUUAUUUUUCAUCGUAUAUAAUUCCCUACAAAAUGGAAAUGCCUAAAAGGGUUAGAUCGAUGGUUGAUUUAUUCGAUAAGUUGGAUGAAUUCGAGGCUCAAGUUUUUGCCGAAAUUGUGACGCGAUCGUCACGUCAUCGUCGGAUACUGCGAGAAAUGCUUGAAAUCAUCUCAAGACAAACAGCAUCUGAUGAUAAAGCUCAGUUACAAUCCAAAAUCCAACGAAUUAGCAGCACUCAUCAUGAUCCAGCCGGGGUGAGUCACUUUACUUUCAACUGCCACAAUUACCAUCCUAUUUCGUUGUGGUCUGAUCGUUGA